Molecule: messenger RNA, 1534 nt
Organism: Gigantopelta aegis
Lineage: Eukaryota; Metazoa; Mollusca; Gastropoda; Neomphalida; Peltospiridae
Product: neuropeptide F receptor-like
Exons: 1
Coding region: 1-1269 (422 amino acids)
Biological process (GO): G protein-coupled receptor signaling pathway
Cellular component (GO): membrane
Molecular function (GO): neuropeptide Y receptor activity
Source: RefSeq, a predicted model, not a curated record
AUGGAGGCUGUCAACCAGACAGUCAUCAUAUCGUAUUCCGACACAUCAGCACAGAACGCCUCGGUGAUUCACGACUUCAACCAACAGCUGUACAUUCAGAUACUGCAGCAGAACAUCAACGCCAAAUACUUCAACCCACCCGUGGAAAUAGUCUUGAGUCUGGCCUACGGCCUUCUCAUCACAUUCGGCGCUCUCGGCAACGGCUUGGUGUGUCACGUCGUCGCUCGAAACGCUCACAUGCGGACCCCGAGGAACAUCUUCAUAAUAAAUCUGGCCAUCUCCGACUUCACCUUGUGUCUGUUCACCCAGCCGCUGAACCUGUACAAGCUGAUGUACGUGCAGUGGUCGCUGGGCAGUCUGAUGUGCAAGUUCGUGACGAUGUUCCAAGGGACCAACGUGUUCGUCUCCACAAUCAGCAUCACGGCCAUAGCGCUCGAUCGAUUCCAGGUGAUCGUGUACCCGACGAAGGACAGCAUGAAGAAAGUGGGAGCGGCCGUAGCGCUGGUCAGUAUCUGGGUGAUAUCUUUCCUCAUGGCCAGCCCGUUCCUUCUAUUCUCCAUCAUUGAAGAAAACAGACCCAUGGAGGAGUACGACAUUUCUUUCUACCGUUGCAUAGAAGACACGUCUCUGUCGGUGGAGAAGCGGGCGUACUCCGUGGCCCAAAUGGUGGUGCAGUACGUCAUGCCCAUCAUCAUCAUUGGAGUUGCUCACUUCAGAAUCUGCAACAAACUGAGGUACAGAAUGGCAAACCAAAAAGGGGGCCCCGUUCAGAGUUCGCCCUAUCAGCGCAAAAAGAACGAAAGAAACUGCAGGCGUAAGCGAAAGACCAAUAUUCUCCUCACAAUGAUCGCCAUAGUGUUCGCUCUAAGUUGGCUUCCGUUAAAUAUUUUCAACCUUUUGAGUGAGUUCAAUUUUAAUGUUUUCCAAGGGUCUGGGAGUAACGGUGCGGAUAGCGCGAACCUGGACAUCAACCUGGCCUACGCCAUCUGUCACAUGCUGGUGUUGUCCUCCGCCUGCCUCAACCCAGUGCUAUAUGGCUGGCUCAACGAGAACUUCCGGACGGAGUUCGUCAAGGUGUUCUCCUGCACGUGCUGUGCCAUGUCGCGCAACAAAAUGAACAGCUUGCGCAAUCCUAACGGAGAACGGCCGAACGUUCCCGCAAUAACCUUAACUAAGGCAACGAAUGGCUCCAGCGUUGUGCACGACCAAGUUGAUGAGGAUGGGGUGACGGAGAAUGGUAUCACAGAAUUGGCAGCCCUGAAACCUUGAAUUGUGUGUAUAUAGGACGAACUAUCUUUAUGUUAACGGUAUUUAGGUUUUGUUUGUGUAUUGUUUCUGUGAGCGGUGGGCUUGGGGUGAGUUUAUGUCCAUGUAUGUACAUUAAUGAAUCAAAAUAUCAAAUUUAAAACGUGUAAUGACGUAGUAUUUUUAAAGUAACAAUUUGAAUAAUUCAACUGAAACUGGUCAAAAUAUGUUCAGCCGAAUUAAAGUGGUUUCUUUUGGAUCGAAACAAAAUGUAAUAGAAUAUUAAUAA